Nasonia vitripennis (jewel wasp) is the source of this 1560-nucleotide messenger RNA. Its product is annotated as zinc finger protein 423-like. Lineage: Eukaryota; Metazoa; Arthropoda; Insecta; Hymenoptera; Pteromalidae. The transcript has 5 exons. The record is from RefSeq and is a predicted model, not a curated record. Bases 265 to 987 code for a protein of 240 amino acids.
GCCGUAGAGUCGGGGCGGGCCGGAGCCUACAUUUAUAGGUACAGGUAUUAUAGGCUAUCUAGAGGCGGAUUUCGGACGCACAGCUCGGGGAAAGUGAAUUUUUGCGGAGAGGGAGAACGCUGCUAUAUAUACAGAGCGAAAUUUCUUAAGCAGACAGUUCGAAGUUUUCAUUCUAGAAGCAACGACUUGGCUAGUCAGUGAUAUCCUAGUGCCUGCGUUAGUUUGAAUCUGUAGUGCAUCACAGUCAAGUUUUCCUUUCGUAAAAUGGAAUCUCCACGUGCGGAAUCUUACGCAUCUUCUGACACUGGUAGGACGAGAAUGAUUGAUGCAGAAGCUCGUCACACGGAUCUCGAUGGAAAUCUCAACGAAGUUACUGCAGACUUGACAGGGCUUGUGACGAUUUGUUGCUCGGAUUGUGAUCUUGACAGUGCCAACUACGAAAAAUGCCAGGGCGAGCUAGCUCUGCAAUGUUUAGCGUGCCGAGAGAAGUUUUAUCACCGUUUUUGGGCGAUCCGGCACAUCAAUUCUUGUGCCAGCAUCAUCAAGCAGCCAAAAUACAUCUGUGAGUUGUGCGCAACGACAUUCGAACGGAUCGAUGAACUAAGGAGACACUUUCAAGACUGUGUAAGUGAUUGUUUUACAAGUCUUCAGUUGGAGAACAACAACACGAAUUCGGAGGAAGAAUUAGAUAUGUUCAAGUACUUUGCCAACUCAUCGGAGAUAUUAAGGAAAAGCGUGAGGGAAUACGGACAUGAACGUUUUUAUGCGCACUUCUGCGUGGAGUGCCGCGAACCCAUCAUCGAUGAAACAUCGGUCGACGCAGUAGACUGCGAUGAAUGUAAAGUUAGUUGCCUGCUGCAGUGCAACACGUGCAAAUGUCUACACGAGACUUACGAGUCCAUUAUUGAGCAUUUAAAGGGGAGCUAUUGCGGAUAUAAGAUGCAAUUAGCGGUGGACCCGGAUGCUCAACUUCACGAACAGGCGUGAAAAAUUAUAAGAUGCACAAAGGCUAUUGCAAACAGAAUCGACCGUCUGGAGAUGUUUCAAUGCCCAAGGAAAGUGACGCAGCUUAUCACACAUACAUCGUGCACAAUCAUGGUUUACGUUCGAAUACAUAUGUAGAACCUUAAAACGUUUUUUAAUUGUCGAGAUGAUUUAAUUUUUUACUGUACUUAUUUAUUUAUCGUAAAAUAAAAAAUUUUUAACCGCUCAAUCAUUAUAUGCUUGUCUUUUAUUGAAUGAAAAACUGAAGUAUACUUUAUCCUCUUAGAAAAUAUUAUAAUUUCCAACUCCACAAAUAACGUUUUCCUAUUCAAAAACGUAAGAUCGUUACUGCGUGUGCAAAACUCUAAAUUUCGCACACGCUUAUCUGUUGAGGACGUAGAUUCGCACACUCGUGUCAAAAAAUAGUAUAUACGAUACACGUGCGCGUAGGUGAUCAUCAAACUCGCUUUUUUGUCACCCUUGCGGCGACAGAUGCGCUCAUGCAAAAAUAACCUACUUCGCGCACUCGUAUCGUAAUAUACAAUUUUAACAUGACGUGCGCGAAAAACGCAGUUU